UUGAUAUGUUCAUUAUCACGUGUAAUAAUGUUUCGUGUUGUAAGGUUGAAUCUCUUUAUUUUGAAAGGUUAUUUGAAUGUUCAUUUGGAGACAAAUAUGUUUCAAACUCUUCAUAAGUUAAGUCUGACAAAAAUAUCUACUGUUUGUAAUUUCCAUUCCACACAGGUGCAAUGUGUCAAAGAAAAAACUUUUUCUCAAAAAUUAGAAGAUGGACCUGAUUUACAACAUUUUAUUGCUGACACCUACAAAGACUAUGAUGGAAAAUUGAAAUUAGAAAAGGGGGAUAAAUCUCGUUUGAGAUUACCACCUUGGCUCAAAACAGAAAUUCCAGUGGGUAAAAAUUACAAUAGAAUAAAGUCACAAUUAAGACAAUUACAAUUAAGUACUGUAUGCGAAGAAGCACGAUGUCCUAAUAUUGGAGAAUGUUGGGGCGGUGGUACGCAUGGAACAGCAACAGCCACUAUUAUGUUAAUGGGCGAUACAUGUACCCGUGGUUGUCGCUUUUGUUCUGUAAAAACAUCAAGAACACCAUUACCACUAAAUCCAGAAGAACCACUAAACACAGCAACUGCAAUAGCAGAAUGGGGUUUAGAUUAUAUUGUACUUACAUCAGUAGAUAGAGAUGAUUUAAGUGAUGGUGGAGCUAGUCAUAUUGCGGAAACUGUGAAAGAAAUUAAAAAAAGAACUAAUAUUUUAGUGGAGUGUUUAGUACCAGAUUUUAGAGGAAAUGAAAAUUGUGUAGCAACAAUUGUUAAUUCUAAUCUUGAUGUGUUUGCUCAUAAUAUUGAAACUGUUGAACGUCUAACUCCAUUUGUUAGAGACAGACGAGCUCAAUACAGACAAUCACUAAAGGUCUUGAAAACGGCAAAAGAAUACAAACCAGAAUUAAUUACGAAAUCAUCAAUAAUGUUAGGAUUAGGUGAAACUGAUGAAGAAAUUGAACAAACAAUGAAAGACUUGAGAGAAGUAAACGUAGAUGCUUUGACACUGGGGCAAUAUAUGCAACCUACAAAGAGACAUUUAAGAGUUAUUGAAUAUGUUACACCUGAAAAAUUUAAAAAAUGGGAAAAUAUUGGAAAUGAACUAGGAUUUUUAUAUACUGCAAGCGGUCCAUUAGUGCGUUCAUCAUACAAGGCUGGAGAAUUUUUUUUAACAAAUAUAUUAAAAAAACGUAGAAACAAACAGUCUGAAAACCAAUAAACAUAUAUACUUUAAUCUUAAUUGAGAAUAUUUGUAUAUUUAUGUAUAGUAAUAUAAGUUAUUGUAAAUUUGUGCACAAAAAAUUAUUGUUAAAUUAUAGAAAUAAUUAUCAUCACAUUGUAAAAAAUGUGUUAUAUGUGCUGAAUUUUAACAAAAUUUUAUGACUUAUGAUACUCUAUUAUUAUAUUGAACAUGAUAAGGAAAAAUACAAUUUUUUUAAGUGUAAAAUGCAAGUUCAUUUUAAAUGUAAUAAUACAUAAAAUAUAUGAAAUAUAUUA
This is a messenger RNA of Frieseomelitta varia, 1478 nucleotides long. It is a transcript of the gene Las, whose product is annotated as lipoyl synthase, mitochondrial. The transcript is spliced from 6 exons. Gene Ontology annotation, cellular component: mitochondrion. Bases 28 to 1200 code for a protein of 390 amino acids. The record is from RefSeq and is a predicted model, not a curated record. NCBI's taxonomy places the organism in Eukaryota, Metazoa, Arthropoda, Insecta, Hymenoptera, Apidae. Gene Ontology annotation, molecular function: lipoate synthase activity; 4 iron, 4 sulfur cluster binding. Gene Ontology annotation, biological process: lipoate biosynthetic process.